This is a messenger RNA of Notothenia coriiceps (black rockcod), 7156 nucleotides long. It is a transcript of the gene slc22a13a, whose product is annotated as solute carrier family 22 member 13a. The transcript is spliced from 22 exons. NCBI's taxonomy places the organism in Eukaryota, Metazoa, Chordata, Actinopteri, Perciformes, Nototheniidae. Bases 3321 to 6338 code for a protein of 1005 amino acids. Gene Ontology annotation, cellular component: membrane. The record is from RefSeq and is a predicted model, not a curated record. Gene Ontology annotation, molecular function: transmembrane transporter activity. Gene Ontology annotation, biological process: transmembrane transport.
AAUGUGCAUGUGCUUCUAAAACCGGUUAUUUCCUGUUCACACUGAUCAUGAUAAGAAGUCCUGUUAUCUGACCUGCUGCUCUUUUAUCUCCUGUCUAGUCGCUGCCAAUUUGCAAAAGAUUGUCGAUGAUCCGCUUAGUAACAAAAAUGUGACGUUUAAACUGGCAUCUGGCGUGGAGGAGUCUGAAAUUCCCGAUGAUAUUAAACUCAUUGGAUUUGCGCAGCUCAGCAUCAGUUAAGUCAAGGUCAGCCAUCAACAGAGGACAGAAACUAAUGGUAUUGCACAGCUGCAUUGUAGUAAAUUCCAAGAAACCACUACUGCCAAAGAGAGGGCGAGGAAGACGAUGAUGAUGGGGAGUCGGGUAGCUGGCAGGAGUGCAACACUACUGCAGGAUGCAUGAGGACCACAUUGAGAAGGGGCUCAGUUCAUUACAGGAAUCACACUUGAAACGUUUACAGUGCGCUUAUACAGUGAAUGGGAGAAGAGAUGCAAUCAACUAUAUCAACUCCUAAUUUCUUCUUCUUUCUUUUGCUUCAUACCUAAGCACAAUCCAAACCAUCUCCUGCCAGUACUGGAAGCGAUUGCCUUUUCUUUUUUAAAUCUAAUGUGCCACAUCACUCACAAGAGUGUCGUGCUUACUUUAUAUGGCACUUUAUGAUACACUGAAAUUGAAAAGUGUAUAUUCAGCCUUAGUUAGUCAAACUAUAGAUUUUACCAGUGUGUUUGGUGAAAAUAAAAUUGAGUAUCUGCGAUUAUUAGGUGUAUUAUAUUUACGCCUACCCAAGAAAUCUUAAGAAAAUCUCCUUUAACACUGAUAAAACUAACUUAGAGACACACUGUAGCAUAGUUUUAGUUUUGUAAUUCUGUAAAUUUAGAUGGAUUUUUAUGUAGAAUAUAAGAAAGUUACCAGAUUUCUGUACAAAGCAGCCCCAGGCGUGUGGUGUGGUGGUUUUGUCAAAACAUACCCAAAGUGUUUAGGCUCUGACUGCACAGCUGAAACCAUACAAAGACACACAAGGGUCAAUUAUAACUGCAGUAACAACCCUUUUUUCAGAUGGCGUUUCCCGAGAUGUUCAAAGAAAGCAUUAUUUUUCACAGAUUUAGACCUGGCUUAUAUUCUUCUACUAUGCAAUAGGUGUUUUCUUUUCGCCACAUGUGACCACUGGCUGCUAAUAUUACUUCUCUUGAGAUGAAUACAUUUACUUUUUGUGCUUGUACUGCACUAGGAGUUCUCAAAGUCAGGCAGGCAGCUUCAGGAACCUGCAGUGAGACUUCCUUUCGUUAUAACAAGCAAAGUGAAACAUUAACAGGCACAACAGACAGAAGUGGGUAAUGUUUGUCAAGGUCCCCAUGCAGAUGGGGAUCACUUGGUCCAUUUACCAUUACUGAUCUAACAGCUGGGAAGAAUCCUGAAUGCUGGCAAUGAAAGUUGAGUCUGGAGCUGCUAAUGUUACAGGCUGACAUACGAUGAACUUCUGUGGAGUGGUGCAUGCCCAAAAACUGAAAAUUAUCAACCAAAGUAAAAUAUAGUUUAAAGGGUCAGUUUACCCAGAUUGCAAAAAAAAAAAGUAAUAUUUUGACACUUGCCUCAAAUGGUAUUUAGCUGAUACAUUUGGUCUUAUCUGCCUCUUAUUUCAUACAGUUCAUGCAUAUGGAAUGUAGCCAUGCUAGCGGCUUAAAUAAUCCGUUGUAAUGAGCUAAGAUCCCUAAAUCGUUUGUCACUGGUGAUUCUUUGUGAUGCGCCACCAGAAUAUCAAAAAAUAAAAACAUUUUGAAUAGGUUUAUAACCAAUAAACUAAUACCAUACACAUUAGCCUCAGCUGUGCUUUGUUUUUAGUGCUAAGUAGCUAAUUUUGGCAUGCUAACACGCUAAACAAAGAUUGUGAACAUGGUGAACAUUACUCCCGCUAAACAUUAGCAUGUUAGCAUUGCCAUUGGAAAACGUUAACACGCUAUUAGCUAGUAGAGCCUUUCAGUGCAGCUAGCAUGACGCUACACUUACCACAAAUUCAAUUCCAUUUACCUGCAUUGUAUUUAUGGGCAGCAGGAAUCUUAAGAGAAACCCCUAGAGGUAAAUAUUUCCUAUAUUGGGUGAAAUAAGCCUUUAAACUUCUCCAGAAGCCAGUUAGUAUUCAGUUUGUGUUCCUUCUCACUAGGCAAGUUGUUGUGCCAGUACAGUAGUCUCUUUGCUAUAUAAACUUUCACCCACAAAUCACUGUCGUCACUCCCUGUGUAGCUGUAUGGUUGUUUAGUACCUCGUGCAAGGCCUGCGACAUGGCUCUGAGUUCAGGUACUGAUGUAAAUGGUGUAUGUAAAGAUGUUGUAAAUGUACGUAUGAUGGCAACUCCAUGUACUGUCACACAAACAUCAUGAGGUUUGUAUACCAUGUAGAUGCAUUGACUGUUUAAGUGUACCUGUCAGAUAAAUGGAACAUUUGACUUGUAAAUAUAGAUUAAGGCGGAUUGAGACUGCUCAUGUUCAGUACACAGUUGAAUUUGUUUUGUAGUGUUUUUCCACUGUUGGCCUUUAUCAAAGCAUCACUUAUGCACAAAUUAUUUGUUUAAUUGGCACCUUAUUGAUAUGUUAACAUGCGUAUUUUUGGGAUUACAUGCAGCUUGUAAUCACACGCUUUGUGCUUUGACGUACUGAUAUGCAGUUUUCUCACCGAAACCUGUCCGAUGCUAAUGCAUAAAAUAUAAUUUUCAUAAGACGGGCAGCACAGGCUACACUCUUCCCCCCCUGUGCCUGUAUAUGUGCGAUUUUGUUGAUAAAAUGAUUGAUCAUCAAAUGCUUUUGCUGAAAGUCACUUAGAUAUUCAUAAUUUCUUUCCAUUUUUAUUGUUUACUUAUCAGAAACAACAUUAUUCUGCCUCUAAAUGGAGACACCAAAUGAUUAGUAUCAAUUGAAUCACUUAAUUGGCAAGCAAAUUUGUUCUUUUUUUUCUUUUUUACAGAUCAUUACAUAUAUUUUUAAAAUAUCAUUGAUUAUACAAUGUGUACAUCGACAAAUGCAUAAUUUGAAGUGGAAUAUUUGUGAUAAGAUACAAAAGAGAUUCCUUGACAUGUAUAGAUUAUUGGAAAAUGUCAGCAAAUGAUUUUUAGUAGCUGAAUAAAGUCACAUGAUGGAAUUCAAUUGGUGAGGACAAUGGUUAAUUACAAUGUGAUGCCUCGUUCUGCGUGUUCUUUGCUUUUAACAGGUCAACCAUUUGGUCCUGUGUGCUCGCCACACAUUCAGUUACAAAGGUUAAACAUUUAUUUCGACUUGAGCUUUUGGAAGAAAGUGUCUAAGAGUUGGUGUCGCACUUAAUCAUUCGUUUGAAAAUGGUUGAUUUUGGAGCGAUUUUGCGAACUAUUGGCGACUUUGGUUUGUUCCAGAAAAUCAUCCUUCUUGGGUUAACCCUCCCAAAUGUCUUCUUGCCCCUUUUCUUUUGUAGUUUUCUUUUUAUGGAGUCAGAUCCAGAUAGACACUGUAACACAGACUGGAUCCUUCGGGCGGACUCUAACCUGACAACAGAUGAGCAGCUGAACCUGACUCUGCCCCGAGAGGAUGAUGGGACCUUCAGCAAGUGUCAGAUGUUUGUCCCUGUGAACUGGUCUAUUGGUUCCAUCAGGGAGUACGGGCUCAAUGAGACCGCAGGGUGCCAGAAUGGAUGGGUGUACUCCAGAACGCUGUAUGAAGCCACCGUAGUCACUGAUUUUGAUCUCGUCUGUGACAAGUCGUACAUGGCUGAGGUUGUGCAGGCGAUCUUCAUGUCUGGUUUACUUGCUGGUUCAUUCAUCUUUGGACCAACAGCUGAAUCGUACGGCCGCAGGAGAACCACCCAGCUACCAGUCGUGCUCUUGCAAAUAUUCGUCAUAGUUGCUGGUGUGUCUCCAAAUGUCUACGUCUACAUAGUGACGCAGUUCAUAGUUGGAGCUGCCCUCGGGGGAUAUAGAAUUAACUCCACCGUAUUAGCUACAGAGUGGAUUGGGGUCACCAAAAGGUCCUUUGCUUCCUGUAUGAGCCAGUUGUUUGCAGCUUUUGGACAGUGUGUCAUGGCUGGUCUGGUCUAUGGCAUCCGUGACUGGAGAAAAGCACAGUACAUCAUAGGAGGAGCGCAGGCCUUUGUAACGUUGUACAUAUGGUGGAUUCCUGAAUCUGCAAGGUGGUUGCUGGAACAGGGAAGAACUGAAGAAGCUAAUCAAUUGAUACGUAGAGUCGCAGCAAUCAACAAAAGGAAAAUCCCAGAUAACCUGCUGGACAAGGUCACCGGGGGACGGGAAAUGAAAAGUGGGGGAAUAAAAGCAAUUUUUACCUCAGCAGUCCUGGUUAAAUAUUUGUUAAUUUUAUCUUUUGCCUGGUUUUCGUUAAACCUUGGCUACUUCUGCGUAAUUUUAAAUGUGGGUAAGUUUGGUCUGAACAUCUUCCUGGUUCAGUUCCUGUUUGGGAUGACUGAGAUGCCCGCACAUCUCCUCUGUAUCUGGUUUUUGGAGUUAAUUGGGAGAAAAAAAUCCUUAAUAUCAACCCUCCUGACAGGAGGGGUGUUUUGCCUCUUAACCUUGGCUUUCCCUCGAGACUGCUCUAUUGUUAUCACAGCCCUUGUUACCGCCGGGAAGUUCUUUCUGAACUGGGCAGGUUCAGUAUGUUUGAUCUACAUUCAGGAGUUGUUUCCCACUUCUGUCAGGCAAACUGCUGUUGGCUUUGGCUCUAUUGCCUAUAGAGGAGCAGGCUUGAUGUCCCCCUUGCUCAACAUGUUGGCCAUUUACCACUGGGCCAUACCCAUCUUAGUCUUCAGCAGCCUUGCAGUGACCAGUGGAGCUCUUGUCUUCCUGCUCCCUGAGACCCGGAGAACAGAGCUGCCUGACUCAGCUAAUGAGACCGAGGGCAACAGGAAUAUGAGCACAAAGAAAAUGGGCAGUGACUCCAACGUGGUCGAACAAAACGGCAGAAAUUCCACCAAACUCUAUCUAGCUGGAGGAAAAAGUCACUGCGGUCGUCGCAAGGCCUUAGGAGGAGGGGAGCUGGGCGGCGAGAGAGUGGACUUCGGCAAACAGAAGACUUCCUCCACCGACUACCAGUCCGAGUGGCACGGCGGGGACCUCAUCAUAACGAGGAGGCGAGGGGUUCGCGCAGUUUACGGCCACGGUUACUACCAAUUUCCGACACGCCCCCCGAGACCUCCCGCCAAGAUCGUCUACAACACCAGAGACUCCUUGAAGACGUUCUUAACUCACUGGAGAGAAGCGUCAACUUUUUAUGGCAACCACCUCCUUCAGAGGCUGGCCUCUUCCAUGUGGGACCAGAGACGAGAGCGUGGCUUUGUGACACUGAGCUGGACAUAUGACGACGAUACACGAAAGAAGAAGAAGAAGACCACUGAGUGGAUCGGGGUGUCCAAAAGAUCCUGGGGAGCAUGUAUUACUCAGCUAUUUGGAGCAGUUGGACAGUGCCUCCUGGCUGGUAUUAUCUACUUAAUCAGAGACUGGAGACUGGCUCAGCUAAUCACAGCAGCUCCACUGGCAGUUGUUGCUAUUUACAUAUGGUUUAUACCAGAGUCAGCCAGGUGGUUGUUGGACAGAGGCAGGACAGAGGAGGCUAAACAGCUGAUUUCCAAAGUGGCAGCCAUUAACAAACGCACUGUUCCAGAGUCUCUUCUGGAAAAGAUUGUUGAGAACAAAACUGUGAGAAAGGGAGGCAUAAUUAUUCUCAUGCAAUCAUCUGUGCUUAGGAAGUAUUUCUUAACCAUAAUAUUGGCAUGGUUCUCCUUGAAUGUUACUUACUACUCCCUUUCAUUCAAUGUUGGAAAUCUUGGCUUGGACAUCUUCCUGACGCAGCUUAUAUUUGGUCUGACUGAAUUCCCAGCUCAUAUCCUUUGCAUAUGGCUGUUAGAAGCACUGGGGAGAAAAGUGUCACUGAUGUCAACUCUUCUGAUCGGGGGAUUCUUGUGCUUCUUAAUCCUAGCUGUUCCUCAAGAUAAUGCUGUUGCUAUGACCACGUUAGCAACUUCAGGACGUUUUUUCAUUAACUGGGCAGGAUCCAUAUGCAAUGUGUAUGUUCAGGAGCUGUUCCCAACAUCUUUUCGACAAACAGCCUCUGGUUUGGGCUCCAUUGCCAGCAGGGUUGGUGGCCUGCUGGCUCCACUGCUCAACAUGUUGGCUGUGUACCACUGGUCCAUACCCACCGUAGUGUUCAGCAGCCUGACACUGGUCAGUGGAGCCCUGGGCUUCCUUCUUCCUGAGACCAGGGGGAAAGAGCUUCCUGAUUCAACCGAUGAGGCUGAGGGCAACACAAAUAAGACCAAGCUGAAGAGCCAAAGUGAAACAAAGAAGUUUGCACAAACCAUAUCUACCAAACUGUAGACUGAAUACUUCUGUUACUCUUGCUCCAUGUUACUCUGCUAGCAGCAGAGACAGGUAGUUAAAGGUUUGCUUUGUCAUACAACUAGUGGUCUCAUUAGCCUGAAGUUUGCUUUAGAUAUUCAUGUUUUGUCAGCGCACCUAAAAAUGUUUUACACAGGGCUCGGCAAUAUAUGAAUAUUAUAUCUUUAUUUUGAUAUGAGACCUAAGUUUUGUUAAUCGUAAUAUCUAAAUUUAAACUUUUUUUAUGUCUGCAUUACAUUUAAGUGAUACAUGUAAUUUUUCUACCAGACUUAUAGCUGUUCCAUUAUUUGCCUUUACCAACUUAGUCAUUAUAUCUACAUUACUGAUGAUUAUUAAUCAGAAACCUCAUUGGGAAAUGCAUCAACGGUAAACCCUAUAAUGCCUAACCUAUAUUAAGAUAUUAUUGUCAUUUUGCCCUAUUUCAGAGCCACCAUAUCCCCUUGUACACAAGUCAUUGUAAUUGUUGAGUACUUUUAUGCUUUCCAUUAGACACUCCAUUGGUUUUCUUAUUCUGCCACCCUCAGGUCAAAUGUUGGCACACAAUAUAUUUCAAAGUCUAUGAGCUGAUAUCUCUGGAAGUUAGUGACAGCAUACAGUACAUGAUCACAGGGUUACAAACCCUUUUAAUUUAAAUGAAACUAUGGCUUAAUCUCUUGUGCCACCCUCAGGACAAUCUUUGUAUUUAGUCAGUUGUUCAGUUUUUACAUUGAUCUAAUACAGUAGCAUGUUCAAAUCAAAUCAAGUUUUAUUUAUAUAGUACAUUUAAAAGCGAUUUUUGGUCGAGCCAAACAUGUACA